AUGCGUCUCCAACGCCUUACCGUAUGGGCGGCGCCUUUGGUAGCAGUGACUUCUGCCAUUACCUUGCCGGCGUCGACACUUGGUACGGAUCUGCUUGCAGCUAAAGGUCUGAUCAACCUUGCGGUGAACGGGAUCGAGAAGGCAUUUAAAGGGCAGCAGGGAAGCUGCACCCUUGCAAAUGUCGCUGUUAGAAAAGAAUGGGGCAUGCUUUCGAACUCCGAGAGGAAAAGCUAUUCGGAUGCGGUUCUGUGCUUGAUGUCAAAACCAUCUAAAACUAAUCCCUCAGAUGCUUCCGGUGCAAAGUCUCGGUACGAUGACUUCGUCUGGAUACAUAUCAUGCAAACGUUGGAAAUCCACGGAACGGCCAAUUUCCUGUCAUGGCAUAGAUGGUUCGUCUAUGUCUUCGAGAAAGCUUUGAGGGAUGAGUGGAACUGGGGCAGAUGGGCGAAUGACCCUGCCAAUUCGCCGUUAUUCGACGGAAGUGCCUAUAGUAUGAGCGGUAAUGGUGAUUACCAAGCCCAUGGCUGCACUAACGCCCUACCGACCAACCUCAACUGUAUCCCGGCUGGACAAGGAGGUGGCUGUGUCACUAAUGGACCUUUCAAGAAUAUGACCGUCAAUCUAGGUCCAGUCGUUGUCACUCUGAGUGGCAUCCCCGAGCUCGUACCAAACAAUGGCAGUAUCUGGAACCCUCGAUGCUUGAGGCGAGAUAUUUCGAGCUGGGUCUCACAACGGUGGAGCACCGACGCGAUUUCCACCUCCCUUAUUAACGACAACCCUGAUAUCUAUUGGUUCCAAACUGUCAUGCAAGGAGACUUCGCUAAUGGCGAUUUCGGUGUACAUACCGCAGGACACUUCACCUUCGGCGGUGAUCCAGGCGGAGACAUCUUCGCGUCCCCUGGUGACCCCAUGUUCUGGCUUCAUCAUGCUCAGAUUGAUCGUACUUGGUGGAUCUGGCAAAACCAGGACCUCAAAAACCGACAAAACGCAAUCUCGGGCACGCUUACACUUGGCAACUUUCCACCGACUAGAAACGGCACUCUUGAUGACUUGAUUGAUCUCGGCGUAAGUGCCGCACCUGUUACAAUCCGAAGCUUGAUGAGCACUACCGAAGGCCCCCUCUGCUAUAUCUAUCUAUAA
Venustampulla echinocandica is the source of this 1140-nucleotide messenger RNA. Its product is annotated as Di-copper centre-containing. Bases 1 to 1140 code for a protein of 379 amino acids. The transcript has 8 exons. Gene Ontology annotation, molecular function: oxidoreductase activity. The record is from RefSeq and is a predicted model, not a curated record. NCBI's taxonomy places the organism in Eukaryota, Fungi, Ascomycota, Leotiomycetes, Helotiales, Pleuroascaceae.